Messenger RNA from Rhizophagus irregularis DAOM 181602=DAOM 197198, 279 nucleotides. NCBI's taxonomy places the organism in Eukaryota, Fungi, Glomeromycota, Glomeromycetes, Glomerales, Glomeraceae. The record is from RefSeq and is a predicted model, not a curated record.
ACUUGUAAUGGUUGCAGAAAUUGUUCCGAAGCAUUUUGUGAUGCUUGUGGAAAUUGUUGUGGAGCUUCUUGUGAUGCUUGUGGAAAUUGUUGUGGAGCUUUUUGUGAUGCUUGUGGUCCUUUUUAUGAAGUUUUAGGAUCUAUUUGUGGUCCUUUUUGUGAAGUUUUAGGUUCUUGUUGUGGAGGUUUUUGUGAAGUUUUAGGGUCUAUUUGUGAAGCUGGUGGUUCUAUUUUUGAAGUUUUAAUAAGCAUUUGUUGUUGUUGUUGUAUUUGUGAAUAG